AUGAAACGUGUUGAGAAGGCGCUGGUCGACCUCAACACGACGAACCUCAAGUCGAACCAAAACGCGAUCGCAGAUUUCAACUCCCUUCUGAGCACUGGAAGUACCCAAUUGCAGGAUAUGCUCAGAUCAGAAUUGCAACAAAAUGCCACCCCAAUUGAGCCGCUGCACUAUCUCACCAAAGGUAUAGCCUGCAAUAUGUUCCAUUUAUCCAAUCACAUUGGUCAUACUAACAAUUACGGUAUUUAUAUAGAGCUUCCCUUCCCAUCAAUUCCCGAAGAACCCUUAUCACAACUAGGUCCUCUGUGCGCGGCGAUCAGCUCAGCAUGUGCCUUGGGUCCACAGCGGAACAAAGGAGAGAACCCUGCGAUGAAGAUUUAUGCUGAGGUGCGCGGGCCGUAUCUCACCUCGAGCUUGCAGAACCUAUCAAUCGCAUCUCUCAACACCGUCAAACGUAGACCCACAGAUGGACCUUACAAGCAGGGUACUAACGGUAUUGGUAUCUACUCUAAUGCAUUGGAAGCAUUUGUCAACACUGAGUAUGAUAUAAUUUCUCAGCUGUUUCCAGCAGAUCAACAAGGUCUUGCAUUGCAAGCUACUUUCCUCUCAGCAAUGGCUGAAUAUUCUAAGACUCUGCGAGAAAUGAACCAGUACAUCCGUCAGAAUCUCAUGACAGACUGCUUCCUUGCGUUUGAAAUCAUUGAGAUUGUGACGGCCAUGUCAUACCGGAUCGACUCCAAGGCCGCGGAGUUGAAGAGUCUUCUAAUUGAGGCAUUAAGACCUGUGCGCGAAACUGCCAAGUCUUCCCUGUCUGAAUUGCUCGAGGAAACAAAACGCAGGGCGGCCAACGUACCCCUACCCCCCGACGGUGGGUCCGUGCCGUUGGUUGAGGAAGUCAUGAACUCCCUUGCUACCUUAACUGGAUACUCAGGUCCACUGGCAUCUAUCUUGACCUCUCUUGGCGAUGGAAAUUGGCGUUCAAAAUCGAGCACCGCCGGGACCGCGCCUCUGGAUGUUGGUCCUGACAGUGGUACUCUUUUCUCUCACUUCAUCUUGGAUAUGAUCGAAGCUUUAAUGACCUCCUUGGAAGCUCGUGGCCGAGCAUUCCAUCGCACAAAAGCUGCUCUUGGUGUCUUCCUAUCGAAUGUCUUUUGCAUUGUCGAUAGGUCUAUUCGACAAAGCCCGGAGCUGGCGCGUUACUUGGGUGCUCCUGACAGUAUCGCUCGGAUUGACACAUUCCGCAAGCGUGCGACAUCUACCUAUCUGGAUGCCUGGAAGGAGACAUCCCAGUACCUUUUGGAUGUCCAGUAUACAUCGCGCGCCGGACGACCCAGCUCCACUGGUGCUGUGGAUUCCAGCGCCAUUGUCAAAAGCCUGUCCUCCAAAGACAAGGAUGCGAUCAAGGACAAAUUCAAAUCAUUCAAUGCCAGCUUUGACGAAAUGCUCGCUCGGCAUAAACCCCUCCAUCUGGAACGGGAGGUGCGUUCGGUUCUCGGGCGCGAAUUACAGGCCGUGCUUGAGCCACUAUAUGCCCGGUUUUAUGACCGGUAUGUGGAAAUUGAUAAGGGCCGUGGCAAGUACAUCAAGUACGAUAAAUCCAACCUGUCAGUGCAAUUGGCCCAGCUAGCGUCAUAG
Molecule: messenger RNA, 1632 nt
Organism: Penicillium malachiteum
Lineage: Eukaryota; Fungi; Ascomycota; Eurotiomycetes; Eurotiales; Aspergillaceae
Product: EXO70 family protein
Exons: 1
Coding region: 1-1632 (543 amino acids)
Biological process (GO): exocytosis
Cellular component (GO): exocyst
Molecular function (GO): phosphatidylinositol-4,5-bisphosphate binding
Source: RefSeq, a predicted model, not a curated record